Argentina anserina (silverweed cinquefoil) is the source of this 1826-nucleotide messenger RNA. RefSeq names its product GPCR-type G protein 1. The coding region runs from base 96 to 1502 and encodes 468 amino acids. The transcript has 12 exons. Gene Ontology annotation, biological process: response to abscisic acid. The record is from RefSeq and is a predicted model, not a curated record. Lineage: Eukaryota; Viridiplantae; Streptophyta; Magnoliopsida; Rosales; Rosaceae. Gene Ontology annotation, cellular component: membrane. Gene Ontology annotation, molecular function: abscisic acid binding.
AACGAAACGAAACGAAAAUAGAAGACCGUUAAGAGUUGGUUAAUCAGGAAUAGAAGAGCGAGAUCUCAAGUAAAUAGAGAAGAGAUCUGCAGAAGAUGGGAUGGGGUUGGGGAAUAUGGGAGGGAGUGGUGGCGCUGGGAUCUCUGGGGCUUCUGGGUUGGGCCGGGCUCUGGUUCUUGAACCGAAGGCUGUACAAAGAGUACGAAGAGAAGAGGGUCUUAGUCCAAAUCAUUUUCAGCGUCGUCUUCGCCUUCUCUUGUAAUCUCUUGCAGCUCGUCCUCUUCGAGAUCAUCCCCCUUCUCUCCCAGAGGGCCCGAUGGCUCAACUGGAAGCUCGAUUUGUUUUGCCUCAUACUCUUACUGGUAUUCAUGCUGCCUUACUACCAUUGUUUUCUCAUGCUCCGCAACAAUGGAUUGCGGAAAGAACGCGCCGCUUUUGGAUCCGCCUUGUUCCUGCUGGCUUUCCUUUAUGCCUUCUGGCGCAUGGGAAUCCACUUCCCCAUGCCUUCCCCUGACAAAGGCUUCUUCACAAUGCCUCAACUGGUCAGUCGCAUUGGUGUCAUUGGCGUCACUGUUAUGGCCGUCUUGUCUGGCUUUGGAGCUGUCAAUCUCCCCUACAGUUAUCUAUCUCUCUUUAUCCGAGAGAUUGAGGAAGCCGAGAUCAAGUCCUUGGAAAGACAACUAAUGCAAUCCAUUGAGACUUGUAUUACUAAGAAAAAGAAAAUCAUUCUUUCUCAGAUGGAGAUGGAACGGAUUCAAGGUUCAGAAGAGAAAUUAAAGGCUAGAUCGUUCUUUAAAAGAAUCGUUGGUACUGUUGUGAGAUCUGUGCAAGAGGAUCAAAAGGAGCAAGAUAUCAAAGACAUGGAAGCAGAAGUGCAAUCAUUAGAAGAGCUUUCAAAGCAGCUAUUCUUGGAAAUAUACGAGCUGCGUCAAGCAAAGGAGGCUGCUGCUUAUUCUCGUACGUGGAGAGGUCAUAUGCAGAAUCUACUUGGCUAUGCAUGUUCAAUCUACUGUAUAUAUAAAAUGAUUAAGUCUUUGCAAAGUGUUGUUUUCAAGGAGGCUGGUUCUGUGGAUCCUGUGACGAUGACAAUUAGCAUAUUUCUGCAGUUUUUCGACAUUGGCAUCAAUGCAGCGUUAUUAUCACAGUAUAUUUCACUCUUGUUCAUUGGAAUGUUGAUUGUCAUAUCGGUACGAGGAUUCUUGACAAAUUUGAUGAAGUUCUUUUUUGCAGUUUCCAGAGUUGGAAGUGGAUCUUCUAGCAAUGUCGUACUGUUUCUAUCGGAAAUUAUGGGAAUGUACUUUGUGUCCUCUAUUCUUUUGAUCAGAAAGAGCUUGGCAACUGAGUACAGGAUGAUUAUAACAGAUGUUUUGGGUGGAGAUAUUCAGUUCGACUUCUAUCACCGUUGGUUUGAUGCUAUAUUUGUGGCCAGUGCCUUCCUUUCUCUGCUAUUGCUUUCUGCACAUUAUACUUCUCGGCAGGCGGAUAAACACCCAAUCGAUUAAUGUACUGGCUGCGAGGAGUCAUUAGCAGUGGUGAAUCUCUAAGGUUGGUGGUGCCUGUUACCAGAAGAUUUCUGCUGUGGUUAGGGAACAGAAGACAAUGCUGCCUAGCUUGGCUAACACAACCAAAUCCUAAAGUGUUUUAGACAUAAAUGUUGGUGAACGAAGACUGAGAGCAAUGUGGUUCUAAAUCUGCAAACUAUAAAAUGUUGCACAUCGAUACGUGAAUUAGUAGGUGUAUCUAACAGCCACCUUGUUAUCCCUGUACGUAUAUUUUGACAAAAGAAGAAACCAAAAUAGAAGAAAAUAGUCUCGGGCUUGCCAAUA